Saccharomyces mikatae IFO 1815 is the source of this 1476-nucleotide messenger RNA. It is a transcript of the gene CDC1, whose product is annotated as putative lipid phosphatase CDC1. NCBI's taxonomy places the organism in Eukaryota, Fungi, Ascomycota, Saccharomycetes, Saccharomycetales, Saccharomycetaceae. Gene Ontology annotation, biological process: GPI anchor biosynthetic process. The transcript has a single exon. Gene Ontology annotation, molecular function: hydrolase activity. The record is from RefSeq and is a predicted model, not a curated record. The coding region runs from base 1 to 1476 and encodes 491 amino acids. Gene Ontology annotation, cellular component: endoplasmic reticulum.
AUGGUGUAUCGCAAUAGGUCAAAGAGCUUCCUGUCCAAACACAGCAAAAAGAGCGACGAAAAGGUGCAUUUCAAAUCAGCUUCGAAAAAGAAAUCUAAAAGCAAGGGCAAGAAAAGAUUCAGAAUAUAUUGGAGGUACAUUUCUAUUAUAUGGAUCUUAUGGUUGGGGUUAAUUUACUACCAUGAAUCAGCGGUUGUGAAGAGAGCAAUGAAAAAAUGUCAAUGGUCAGCUUGGGAAAAAUGGCCUAAGGGCGCUGAAAGUCAUAGGGUGGGUUUAUUUGCCGACCCACAAAUAAUGGAUGAAUAUUCAUAUCCAAAAAGACCUCAAAUAGUUAAUUACUUCACAAGGGUUCUUGUUGAUCACUACCAUAAAAGAAAUUGGAAAUAUGUUCAAUAUUAUCUAGAUCCUGAUAGCAGUUUCUUUUUAGGUGACUUAUUUGAUGGAGGUAGAAAUUGGGGCGACGAACAAUGGAUCAAAGAGUACACGAGAUUCAAUCAAAUAUUCCCUAAGAAGCCAAUGAGAAGAACAGUUAUGUCUUUACCAGGUAACCAUGAUAUUGGAUUUGGAGAUACAGUCGUUGAAUCGAGCUUAGAGAGAUUUUCUGCCUACUUUGGGGAAACUUCUUCUUUCCUAGAAGCAGGAAACCAUACUUUUGUUCUUUUAGAUACAAUUUCGCUGUCAGAUAAAGCGAAUCCAAAUGUCUCAAGGAUUCCAAUGGAGUUUUUGAAUAAUUUUGCAAGAAGUUCACAUCCAUAUCCUAGAAUCCUUUUAACUCACGUUCCUUUGUGGAGAAAUCCUACACAACAAACAUGUGGAAAAUUACGUGAAUCUAAGGACCCUUUUCCUAUCCAUAAAGGUGUUCAAUAUCAAACAAUUAUAAACGAAGGUAUAUCUCAACAAGUUCUAACGAAAAUUCAACCAGAAAUUCUAUUUUCCGGAGACGAUCAUGAUUAUUGUCAUAUAACACACUCAUAUCAAUCCCAAGGAGAAAAUAAAAUUGCAGAAGAAGUCACAGUAAAAUCAUGUGCAAUGAACAUGGGGAUCAGUAGGCCCGCUAUCCAACUACUCUCCUUAUAUAAUCCUUCAGAUUUGAGAACUGUAAAUGCCGGAGAAGAUCAUGAAUCAAAAACUUACCAAACAGAGUUAUGUUACAUGCCAGAUCCCUACAAGGCUAUAAUAAUGUACCUAUGGGGGUUAUUAUUUUCUACUGCUUUUGUCCUAUACAUGCAUUUCUUUCCAAAAUCUUUUAAUUUUUACGUAGCAACCAGAAUGGAUAGACUACUUACACGUCCUGACAGUGGCUCUUCGGAUUUGCCACUGCCUACAAGCGUAUCCAAAUCCAAAUCCAAAAAAUCACUGGUACAUUCAAAAUACGCUGUAAAUGAUACGCGUUCGAUCAAACAAUUUAUUGCUAAUGCGGCUGUAAUAUUGCUAGCCGUGAUAACUAUUUUUGUUUAUUUUUAUACUGUUAUCUAA